AUGGACAAAGCUGUAACCUUCUUCAUAUUUUGUCCUUUUAUCUACAUUGCGUCAUCAGAUUCUUUGGUGGACUGUGAAUUCGAUAGAGAUUUCUGUUAUUGGAAUAGUUUGGAAAAAGAUUACGACUUUCUACAGAUUGAUACAGCAUUUUGUGGAUUUGGUGGAGAGAUUAAAAAAUGUCGUUCUACAAACUUUAUAGCCGGCGCAAGACACUGGCAGAUAGCCAGUCUCACAAAUAACAGUCUAUUACUAAAGAAUAUUCCACGAGAUCUGAGAGACAAAGCCAAAAAAGUUGCAUACAGUGACAACACGCACUCCCACCAGCAUAUCACUACCCCAUUCCAACAAGACUUUACAAUGAGUCUGUUGUAUUCACCGAUUAUUUCUGCCUCCUUUUUGCCUCGCUGUUUGAAGUAUAGAUACCUGUUGACCGGAAAAGCCCAUAUUUCGGUGUCAUAUUUGACAGCCUCUGAUGAUAUCUACUCAGGCACUCCACUGAUUGCGCAUGCGCCUCUUGACAUUUACAAUUUCACCUACGGGUUUAUCAAUUUGCCAUUUAUCAAUGAUAUCAGGAUGUGUGAUGAAAACAUGGACUGUUCUGAUGGAUCAGACGAAACAUUCUGCUAUGAUGCCAGUUUACUGACACCAAAUCUGAACUGUAGUAGUAUUUCCUUUCCAACAAAAAAGACGACAGAGUUUGAUGACAACAGAGAGAAAGAUAAAAAUGAUACCAUCCCAGAACUGAAUACAUUUUCCACAAAAUGCAAUUUGAACAUUUCUGAACCACAGGAGAGAUUGAAGUUUACAGUUAAGGUUCAAGGUAAUGGUUUUACUAAUGUGACCGUGAAUGACUCAGUGUCUAUCAGGAAAACAAAUAUAUCAGCCCUCUUUAUCAGCUAUGACGAUUGUGCUCAACUUAUCAAUUCCUCUGUAAAGAAUCUUUAUAAAGUCUGUACACUGGACGUUGUGACAAAGAAUAUUUCCCCGUUUCUACACAAUUUCACAAAAUGUGGUGAGCUUGAUAACAAGAAUACUUCAUCUGAUGCAGUCAUAAGUACAAAAUGUGGAAACACUUAUGCAUCCAUGAACUGCAGUCAACAGACUACAGAAGAUUCUUUCCCGUGUUACAGAUUUUGUCCAUCUGGAUGUAACUGUUCAGAAGAAAGCAAUACUUGUGUCAAACAGGAUUGUCCUGCUUUAGCCCAGAGGAUCUUUUUAAAGGGUGUUGAAUGUGACAGAGUUGAUGCAUCUACAUUUAAAACUAAGCAUAUUUUUCAACUUGAAAUAUUAAAUGCAGUCAUCAGGAGCUUAGAAAUUAGAGCAGUUGGGAACAUCUCAUUGCAUAGUAUCGUAAUUAAAGACAGUUCUAUCGGUCACAUAGAUAUAAGUCAAGAACCCUCUACGUUGAAGUCAAUUUACAUAUUCAAUACUUCAUUAUCUUCUUUUGAGGGUACUUAUUUUUCAGCCACAGGAAUGAUAUAUGAAUAUACAACGUUUUCAUACUUUUCACUUGGAAUAAAGAAAUUAGAUAGACACCUACCACAGCACCUUGUUCGAGCGGUUAUACGAUUACAACCUAGAAUACUUGACAUAUCUGGAAAUAGCUUUGAAAACAUGUUACCUUUGUUCCUUGCUGGGUUUGAUGACAUUGUGAAUAUAAGUCAUAAUAAAUUGAUGAACGCAGCAGAAAUAAGUAGCAGGGUUGUGGACCUAUCUUACAAUGUUCUUGCGGCUUAUUCACACUCUUACAGCAGUGUAGAGGUCCUAUACCUCAACAACAAUCGUCUCCAGUCGGCCUGGAGAGCCUCGUAUCUUCCAGAUCAGGACGACAACCUACGGACAGUGGAUUUAUCAUACAAUUAUAUAACAGUCAUCCACGAGGGAGACUUACUAUCAAGUAACCUUAUCUAUCUGAAUCUGUCUAGAAACCUCAUCCAUACCGUCGAGGCAAGAGCUUUUUCCUCCACCACAUCUCUAAUCACUCUAGAUUUGUCGUACAAUGAGAUCUCUCAAAUCAUUGACGGAACCUUUUCGCCACUGGGAGAUUUAAAAGAACUUUUUUUGCAAGGAAAUCCCUUUCAAGUUGUCGAUGGGAUGUUUACAGGUCUUUAUAAUCUGCAAAUGAUACAAGUGAGGCAUUAUACGAUUUGUUGUGCAAAACCAAACAGCAAAUAUAAAGUAAACUGCAUUACACCUGGGAAUGAAAUUUCUUCAUGUGAAAAUUUGAUCGCAGCGCCUGUUCUUAAUGUAGCUAUAUGGUACAUAGCCUUAAUAGCAGUUUUUGGAAAUGUGCUUGUGCUUAUUUAUCACUUAAUUAACCUUAAAAACAAAAGAGCAGGGGUGAACAGCAUUUUAAUGAUUGGUUUAAGUUUUGCAGAUCUUCUGAUGGGCAUCUACUUGUAUGUCAUCGCUAUUACGAAUCUGCAUUACACUGGACAAUAUGGUCUGAAGGAUCAUGGUUGGAGGCAUAGUUUAAUUUGUAUUGUUUCAGGAAUAAUAGCCACACUUUCAAGCGAGGCAUCUGUAUUUAUUGUUCUCCUAAUUACUCUUGAGAGAUACAUUGUUGUCAAAUAUCCCCACUCAGAAUAUAAAUUUACCAGAAAAAGCACAAUACUUUUCUUGAUCAUUUCAUGGACACUGUCUCUCCUAUUGGCUUUGAUACCAUUACUACCCGACACUGAUCUAGAAAGUUUCUACACACAGUCAGGUGUAUGUAUUUCACUCCCUCUCUCUGUUGUCAAAAAGUCUGGAUGGAUGUAUUCCAUGGUUGUAUUUGUGGGUAUCAACUUUCUUCUUUUUCUUGGUAUCAUUGUUGGACAGGUCAUCAUUUUUGUGACGGUAAAUAGUGCAAAUGAAGAUGUUCAUUUGAUGAAAAUUAGACAAAAGGAAACAUCGCUGACUUUGUCAUUGUUUGUGGUCGUUAUCACCGAUAUGUUAUGUUGGACAGCAAUAGGAGUUACAGGGAUUUUAACAUAUCUGAAGAUUGAAGUACAGGCAGAAAUGUAUGGCUGGGUGUCCUUGGUUGUUUUUCCCAUUAAUUCGGCCUUGCAUCCCAUUUUCUAUUCUUUUGCUGAGAGCAUAAGGAAUAAGAAAAACAAAGAUGAAAAGGUAGCACAACUUAAAAAGCAGCUGUUUCAGUUAAAAUCGAGACCAGAGGGCGGUAAACAGAAGGCUGUCAGUGCUGUUACAAACAAGGUCAAAUAACCGCCGACAUCAGGUUACUCCGUCAGUAAAUUAAAGUCAAAGAUGCUUAAUGAUUAUAUAUGUUAGCUUGAAAUCUAGAGCAUUUUUUUCUUGUUCUAUAUUCUACUUUUAAA
Messenger RNA from Saccostrea cuccullata (small rock oyster), 3317 nucleotides. Its product is annotated as relaxin receptor 1-like. NCBI's taxonomy places the organism in Eukaryota, Metazoa, Mollusca, Bivalvia, Ostreida, Ostreidae. The transcript has 9 exons. Gene Ontology annotation, molecular function: G protein-coupled peptide receptor activity; protein binding. The record is from RefSeq and is a predicted model, not a curated record. Gene Ontology annotation, cellular component: plasma membrane. Gene Ontology annotation, biological process: activation of adenylate cyclase activity; hormone-mediated signaling pathway; adenylate cyclase-activating G protein-coupled receptor signaling pathway. The coding region runs from base 1 to 3204 and encodes 1067 amino acids.